This is a messenger RNA of Cryphonectria parasitica EP155, 767 nucleotides long. RefSeq lists its product as uncharacterized. The transcript has a single exon. The record is from RefSeq and is a predicted model, not a curated record. Bases 301 to 594 code for a protein of 97 amino acids. NCBI's taxonomy places the organism in Eukaryota, Fungi, Ascomycota, Sordariomycetes, Diaporthales, Cryphonectriaceae.
CGAUCCUAUCAUGUCUGUGGUAUAGGGGCAUGGAACAUCUCAUGAUGGUCGAUAUCCAGUACAAGCACGCAAGGAGCGUCGACAUGCAAAAUCUUUUGCGUGUGCGAACUGGACAUCUGCCCGUGGCCCCUUGAGAACUCGAGGGGGAAGAGGCCAUGGUCCAGACAGAUGCCGUCUGGAUCGCGGCUAAUUGUUUGCGGUUGAGUCCCGGAAAUUGAUCUUCGGGUGAACAGCCGUGUGAACGAAACCAAGCGGGGUUCCUUCUGAAGGAGAGAAGCGCGAUAGAAAGGACAGCCCGCCAUGAUCUUUCUCUCACAAUCACGGACGACAAGCAACCAGGAGAGAGGGAGAAAGUGUCCGGUGGGAGGGCUGUUACUUGGCUCCGAAGCCAGCAUCUGGGGCGAGACCCAGGGGAAUCUAAGCUACUGUUGGCCACGUUGCCCUUUGUCUACCCCGCGAGGGCAACGCAAACGAGGUAGUGCUGUUAACGCUUGGUGGGGUCCGGAUAGGACUGAAGCAGGGUUGGUCGCGUCUCCCGGGGACAGAGGCGCUUCACGUCGCACUGUCUCCAUAUGCUCGGCCCUCGAGUUCUGAGUUUGCAGGCUGGGGAUUCCAGAGCCCUCUCGAGUGGGGGCUCUGAUAUAGGGGAUGACAAGGAGGGGAAAUCGGAUAGGAGAUUUGGUACACCGCGGGCUGACGAUACGAAGCCCUUUGCAUGUUUCUGCUAGAUGGUACCUCUUAGAUCUAAAUCCGAACCUUUUCCCUCA